GGCGCGACCUGAGCGCGCCCGGCCGCCGGCCGUCGCGGUGCCGCUCCGCCAGCGAGCGCAGCACCACCAGCGAGCCGGCGAUCGGCCGGCGCGGGGUGUCGCGCGUGCCGCCGCGCAACAUCGAGACCAUCGCCGAGAUCCGGGAAACGGGCGAGGAGCGGGCGAUCGUGGAGACGACGCGGGAGGAGGCCGGCGACCAGCUGCAGAAGGAGACGGUGCGCCGCGAGGUGCGCAGGAAGGUCUGCAGCGCGCCCCACCCCCGACAGAUGUCGUACACCAAGCAGAAGUCGCGCCGGUCCGUGUGCAGUGAUGGCGUCACCGACUGGCUCGAGUCAGGGGCCGACGACACGUACCUCAAGGUCGAGGGCAAAGAGGCGGACGUGUUCGACUACCUGCGCCGCGAGUUCCCCUACGUGCAUCUGUCGGCCGAGACCAAGCGUCGCCUGAUGACGCAGUACCGGCACCAGAUGAAGUACAUUAUGAGCCUGGUGGAGCCCGUCGAGUCGAGGAAGAUCAAAAUACGGCGUAAGGACGUGCUGAAGCGGCAGGCGCUGCUCACCGACAUCAUGCACCAGCACAAGGCGCACGACCAGCGCUUCCAGCAGAUGGCCAACUGCAAACGGCGCGAGGCCAAGAUCCGGAACAUGCCGCGGGACAGCAAGAUCUCGUGUCUGCGGGCGCAGCGGUACGUCAGCUCGUUCCAGCAGCAGUUCCAGUCGCGCUCGGCAUUCAACAAGAGCAAGGAGGAGCUGCUGUUACGUGCCGUGUUCGAGGAGAUGCUGGAGAUCCAGCGCUGCCGGUUGCGCUCCGUGCGCAAGCUGGAGAAGCAGGCCAUCCAGAAGUUCUACGACGCUGACGGCUACACGAGCGACCUGAACCGCAUGCAUCAGUACUACGAGGCCAACUUCCGGGACCUGGCGGCGCUGCUAGCGCGCGAGCGGGCCGACCUGAUGCUGGCCGAGAAGCAGCAGACGCGCCUCAACGACCGCAUACGGCGCGAGUUCCGAGACUACAUGGAGGCGGACGUGCGCAGCCUCAACGACAAGAUUGUCAACAGUUGGCAGCCGCAGUUCAGGGAGCUGGACGCGGACCGGGUGCGCAGUGAUCUGUACCAGGCCAACUGGAAGUUCUGCGUCACGUAACCGAGCCGGUCGCCGCCGUCGUCCGAGCCGA
Pollicipes pollicipes is the source of this 1173-nucleotide messenger RNA. Its product is annotated as centrosomal protein of 95 kDa. Lineage: Eukaryota; Metazoa; Arthropoda; Thecostraca; Pollicipedomorpha; Pollicipedidae. Gene Ontology annotation, cellular component: centrosome; spindle pole. Bases 267 to 1142 code for a protein of 291 amino acids. The transcript is spliced from 8 exons. The record is from RefSeq and is a predicted model, not a curated record.